UCGUAAGUUUGUUUACAAAAAAGGGACCUGGCGGAAAUGGGCGAUUCGGAUUCAAACGAGGUCCUCAUAGAGGAAAUAGACAGCAACGACGUGCCGGAGAACGAGCUGGAGCAGUUCCAGGAGACGGAGCCACUGCGUGUUGUGGACAUCAUCGACUGCGACGCAGAUGGCGAGCGUCGGACCUUCGAGGCGGACGAGGAGGAAGGAGCUCUCAUAAAGCGCUAUGUGCAGGGCGUCCAAUGUCUGGAGUUCCCGGACUUCUGCACCAAGCUGGAGGCCAGCGACGAGGAUGAGGAGGGCAACGAAGACGAGCUCGUGGAGGCGUCAGGAGCCACCAACGUUGAACAGCCUCGUACUUCGACACAGGCGAGGCCACCACAGGAGCAGCCUUCAGGAAGUGGUCGUUCCACAGGCGGCGGCUUCCGAAAGAGCCAGCUGAGCACCGCCCUGCAGGGACUGAUGGGCGAGGCCAACCUGAGUUUCGUCUAUGGACGCUUCGAGACAGCAGAGCGCAUCUGCAUGGAGAUCAUUAGACAGAAUCCGCUGGCCAGCGAACCCUUCUACACGCUGGCCGAGAUCUAUGAGAACCGUGACGAGGUCAAGUUCCUCAACUUCUCCACAUUGGCCGCCCACUUAAAUCCCCAGGAUCGGGACAUGUGGAUCCGAGUCUCCGAUCUGCUCGUGCAGCAGGGCAAUCUGGCCCGUGCCCGUCUCAUCUACACCAAGGCCAUCAAGAUGCUGCCCAAGGUCUACCAACUGCGUCUGCGGAAGGCGCAACUCCUGCAGAAAAUGGGCGAAACCAAUGCGUCCAUGUUCACGUACCUGAAGAUGCUGCCCCUAAUGCCGCCGGAGGAGUGGAAGAUGUGCCUGAACACGGCCAAGAACGUGGCCCGCUACUUUCACGUACUGGAGAAGCACACGCUUGCCCUGGAGGCCAUGGAGGCGGCGUACAGCGUGUGUGGGGUGCGCUUCACCUUGGAGGACAUCAACAUCUACCUCGAACUACUGAUCCUAAACAAGCAGUAUGCCAAGGUCUUGAAGUGCCUGAGGGAGCGCACUAACUUCGAGCUGGAGAACGACCAGGAGGAAAGUCUCGAACUCAUAUUCUUCUGCGAGAUCCCGGAUGACUAUGUCCCAGAGCUGCGAGCCAAGCUGUGUGUCAGCAUUAUCCACAUGCGGGCGCACCACCUGCUGGGCUAUCUCAUCCAGAAUGUUCAGGAGCACAUCACUCUGACGGCGGAUCGCGUGGAGCUGUACAUGGACAUCACGGAGGCUCUGAUGCAGGAGCACAAGUACGCCGAGGCCAUUGCGCUGAUGAGCCCAAUUACUGAUGGCGACACCGUCGAAUGCCCGGCGUUUGUGUGGCUGCGGCAGGCCGAGUGCCUCCGCCAGCUGAACCGCACGAACGAGGCCAUCCAGAGCUAUGAGAAGGUGGUGCAACUGGCGCCCUUCUGCUAUGAUGCGCGGUUUACCCUCUCCGCCUUGCUGAAACAGCAGGGUCGCCACGAGGAGGCCGUCCAAGCACUGGAGCAGCCGGGUGAGGCUGAGGGCCAACCGCUGAUUGCCCGCCUGCUGUACGAGAGGUGUGUGAUGCUGCAGCAGAUUGGGCGCAUAGAGGAGUUCUUGGACGUGGGCUAUGCUCUGCUCAGUCGGCACUCCAUCAAGCUGUACAACCGCGAGGAGAUGAUGGCGGCCGCAAAUGGAGGCAGUGCCUACAACUCGGAGAGUCUGAAGACCAUCAUCCAGAUGCGCAGCAAGGCGGUUGAUAGUUCAGCGGAGCAGGAUCUACAGGACCCUGCCAAAAAUGCCGCCACUGAAGCCUCCGAUCUGACCGUCAAGGACGAAUUCAACCUCUUUCAGGAGCUGGUGCGAACGGCUUUUAAGCAUGGCAUGCACAGCGCUGCCGAGAAGAUCUGUUUCGCCAUGGUGACCACGAAGAGAUUUACAUACUACCACCACGAGAUCGAGAGGAUUAUGGUGCUGACCUGCUACUACAACGACGACUGUGCGAUAGCCUUCUCGUAUCUGCGGGAACUGAUCGCCAAGCAGCCCAGCCAGACAACCCUGUGGAACAUGCUCUCGCUGAUGAUCCAAAAGGGGGAUGAGGUGCGCUACUAUCGCUACAUGCGGCGUCUAAUGCAACGCCACCCGGUGGAUACCAAGCCGAUGCGCAUCUUCCAAGGACACUACCACCUCAACUGCGCCUCCUUCAAAUAUGCGUUGAACAUCUACAUGCCUAUUCUGCGCGAGAAUCCCGAGCCCCUGGUGGCUCUCUGCAUAGCCGUGGCCUUCAACCAGCUGUCGCUGCAGAAGAAGGUGCUGCGUAAGUCGGCUUCUGUGGCCCAAGCCGUGGCUUUUGCCCAGCGCUACAAGGAGUUGCGGUCCGCUGGUCACGAGUUCUCGGAUUGCGCCGCCCAGCAGGAGAUCUUCUACAACAUCGGGCGAAUCUACCACCAGGCCAACAUCCUGCACCUGGCAGUCGAGUACUACGAAAAAGCGCUGGCCGUGCCCGUUCACCCGUUGAUUGCAGAGCACGAAUCUACGCUGGGUCUGCAGCACGAGGUGGCCUUCAACCUGCACCUGAUAUACCGAGCCAACGGGAACAAGUGGAAGGCCCGCCAGUACCUGAUGCGAUACUGUGUGGUCUAAUCAGUGGUAUACAGAUAUAACAUUACAAAUGGUGUAAGUAGCUUUGUAUUUAUAAGCUCGUUCCGUACAAAUAACAUGAAAGUUGUAUUUCAUUUGUAUGAAUCACGCUUGACUAAAAACACUUUUUCACGACUAA
This is a messenger RNA of Drosophila rhopaloa, 2785 nucleotides long. Its product is annotated as general transcription factor 3C polypeptide 3. Gene Ontology annotation, cellular component: transcription factor TFIIIC complex. Bases 37 to 2649 code for a protein of 870 amino acids. Gene Ontology annotation, molecular function: protein binding. Lineage: Eukaryota; Metazoa; Arthropoda; Insecta; Diptera; Drosophilidae. Gene Ontology annotation, biological process: transcription by RNA polymerase III. The transcript is spliced from 2 exons. The record is from RefSeq and is a predicted model, not a curated record.